Messenger RNA from Parastagonospora nodorum SN15, 2249 nucleotides. RefSeq lists its product as hypothetical. Lineage: Eukaryota; Fungi; Ascomycota; Dothideomycetes; Pleosporales; Phaeosphaeriaceae. The coding region runs from base 1 to 1992 and encodes 663 amino acids. The record is from RefSeq and is a predicted model, not a curated record. The transcript is spliced from 2 exons.
AUGAAUGUGGAGCAAGGCCUCCUCUCGCUCCGCAACCUCUGCGAAAACACCCCCGAUGUCCACACCCUCACCCUCCCACUAAUCUCCCGCUUCUACGGUCCCGCCGCCUACCCGGCCCUCUUCCCCUUCCCUGGCUGCACUGUCCCCAACUCCCGUCAAGCAAUCCAAGCGCCCGGCCUGCUCGACUGCUCCGCGCUCGGCGUAGAAGUCCAACACUGCCAAUCCCUCGGCAAGCGCGUACUCCUCAGCGUCAAAGGCUCCAGCCUCGCCGCUGUAGGCGGAAACAGCAACUUCGGCAACCCAAAUUCGCCUACGGAGCCUUUUGGCGUUGGGUUUGGCGACGAGGGGGUGCAGAAGAGACAGAUUGAUGGGUUUCUGAAGCCGGUCCUUCCAAAUUUGAACUUGGGACAUGGACCGGUUGUUUUCCCUUCCCCAAUUGUUACAUUGGGCAAGCCGGCUGUUGGUGAGCCGCUCAAUGUCGGCGUGAAUCUUGGUCCGCUUGCUAGUGCAGGCGUCUCGGUGGGCCAGCCAGGUAUUGUUGUCGAUGUGAACUCGCCGGUCAGGGUCAGUAUCAGUCUCGGUCUGGGACUCGGAGGAGGUGCUACUACCGCUAAGCUUGUGUCGAGUGUUAGCACCACCAAGCCUGCAUCAAGUGCUAGUACUAGCAAAGCGGUUUCGAGCGUGAGUGCUAGCACGCCGGUCUCAAGCGUUGCGUCUGUCACCGGUACCAGUGCGGGCGUGUCAGUCUCGAGUGCCAUUGCGGCCGCAAGUGUCAGCGUCGUCGGAUCGGUCUCGAGUGUCAGUGUCAGCUCACUGGCCUCAAGUGUCAGUGCCAGCACAUCCAUCUCAAGCUUCAGCACCAGCGAGCCAGUCUCGAGCGCCAACGCUGUCGAAGCAUUCUUGAGUGUCAGUGUCGGAACACCGGUCCCAAGCUUCAGCACCAACACUCCGAUCUCAAGCGUCAGUACUGUCGAACCAGUCUCGAGUAUUAGUGUCAGCGAGCCAGUUGCAUCUGCCAGUGUCACUGAAUCCAUUACAAGCGCCAGUGCCGUUGAACCCAGCUCCGUCAUCGAGUCGGUUUCAAGCGUCACCGCUACCGAAUCUGUUUCAAGCAUUGCUGCCGACGCAGUGUCGAGCAUUACUGCUGAAUCAAUCUCAAGCAUUGCCACCGAAUCAAUCUCAAGCAUCGCCGCCGCCGAAUCAGCUCCAAGCGUCAGCGACAUCUUGUUCACCUCAAUGGUCAGUGUCGGCGAACCCGCCUUAGGUCCCAGUGCCACCGAAUCUGCCUCCAGCGUCAGUGACAGCUCACCGACCGCAAGUGCUGCCGAGUCCACCGCAAGUGCCUCAUCCGCCAUCUCCAGCGCCUCAGCCGCCUCAACACCCAGCACCAGCCCGACCGUAAACCGCCCCAUCAUCGACAACCCCAACGCCGUGCUCGUCGCCGAAGUAAACCCCCUCGUGACCGCCAACAUCACUUUCCCAAUCUCCUCUACUGCAUCUUCUUCACCCUUCCCAAACCUCUUCUCCCCCUCCCACCCCCCUUCCUCCUUCGCUCUGACCCUCUUCUCCCUCUUCGGCGAAGGCCACACCGAGCGCGCUGACUUGCGUCCUCUCGGCCCCACGCCCCCCUCGGGCGCGUCCCCCAAUGGAACGGAGUGGAUCAACCCGAUCCUCACGGCGCUCCAACGCCCGCUCGGCGAAGAAGUCGUCGUCGACGGCUUCGACGUGCAGAUUCCCGCGGAGUGGAAGGGCACGUAUCAGGACGGGCAGUUUGCGGAUCUGGUGAGCAGGUUGAGGGAGUUGCAUGAUGAGAGUUGGGAGGAGAGUGGUGGGGUUGUCGGCGGGAAGGAUGAUUUGGGCGCGGAUGGUAAGGGGGUUGUGUUCUCGGGGUGGAUUGGCGGCGCGUUGAGGACCAGGAGCCCGGGAUUGACUGUUGUGGCGGAUCAGCAGAGGAAGGGGUGGGUUGAGUGGAACCCUAUGGCUGACAUGUGAAGGCGGUGACGAUGUUGUUUGAAGGAGAUUCUGGAUGGAGUGGAGAGAAGGAUGUGGACUGAUGAAUUGAUGGACGGUUUUAUACGACUAACUUUUAUGAUAAAAGCACGCAGCGCGAGCUGUGGAGUGCUCAGGUGGUUUAAAAGUAUCAAUUCUUGUAAUGACUCAACAUGAUUUAGGACUUCUUUCAAUAGUGGUAGAUUAGAAACAUCACAAAAAUAGGAUUUCAAACGUUGCGGCCAAGUUGGCGCUUUUCA